Paralichthys olivaceus (Japanese flounder) is the source of this 1978-nucleotide messenger RNA. The record is from RefSeq and is a predicted model, not a curated record. Lineage: Eukaryota; Metazoa; Chordata; Actinopteri; Pleuronectiformes; Paralichthyidae.
GGCUACUGAGAGCUGUCACUUUAUCAUGGAUCACCUAUUCAGCAAACACAAUGUGCUGUAGGGCACCAGGUGAUGAAUAGACAGGUUUUAUAGUGGAAUAUUUUCUAGUGUAGGAGCCAUGAUGUGCUCCCUGGGAUGGACUGUUUUCCUCUGGAGUUUAAAUUCCAUUCAUUGCACGUUUGGAAUGGCAGUGAGUGAACAGACAGACGGCUCAUGUCCCCCUCUGAGCGUGGAGGAGCGCAGGUUUUCUGAUGUUUUAGAUCGUCCCUUGCAAAUCACAGGAUUCGAUCUCACAGAAAAGUUUCUUCUUCGAAAGGGUACGAUCACAGAAGACCUGCCGUCGUUUCGUUUAGGAAGCAGUCCACUUAUUAAGCCAACAAAAUUAAUAUUUCAAAAUGGACUUUCAAGUGAGUACUCCCUCGUCACCACCUUCCGGGUCAGAAGAACGACAAAAAAAGACCGUUGGUAUCUUUGGCAGAUUUUUGACCAAUCUGGAGGCAGUCAGGUGUCUGUUGUGGUGGACGGCGGCAAGAAGGUGGUGGAGUUUUCCUUCCAGGGUCAGCUGAAGAACAACCUCCGCUACACAUUUAAGAGCCGUGACCUACAUGCCCUCUUUGAUCGGCAGUGGCACAAGCUGAGCAUUUCUGUGCAGAGCGACAAAGUCUCCAUUUACAUGGACUGCAAGCUGGUAGAACGGAGACUGACCGAUGAGAAGGACGACGUUGACCCCAGUGGGCGAACGCUAAUCACCACACGAGUGGAGGAUGGACGGCCUGUAGAUAUUGAACUGAGACUAUUUCUAAUCUACUGUGACCCCUAUAUGGCUGAGAUGGAAAAUUGCUGUGAGCUGCUGGAACCAAAGUGUGAAGCCAAGCAGACGUUAAAUGGCACUUCCCCUCCCCUGGUUACAGAGCAGCUUCCCCAGAUGCUUUCUCAGCCGGUCCUGCAGUCAAUUGACAGAUGUCACUGUCCGGCAGAAAAGGGAGAUGCUGGUCUUCCAGGGGUAGUUGGACUCCCAGGUGAUAAGGGGGAUAAAGGAGACAAGGGGGACCUGGGGGAAGCUGGGCCAACAGGAAACCUAGGACAUAAGGGAGAACCUGGAUCAGAAGGGCAAAAGGGAAUCGAUGGGGAGAAGGGUCUGAAAGGUGACCUGGGGCCAAUCGGUCCAGUUGGUCCCAAGGGAAACAAAGGUGAUGUGGGUAAGCCUGGAGCCCCGGGGCUGCCUGUUGACAGAGAAUGUAUCAAAGGAGAUCAGGGCCCUCGAGGUGACAAAGGAGAAAAGGGACUGGCCGGGUUGCCAGGUCAGCCAGGGGAGCCAGGCAAAGAGGGCAAAAGGGGACGGAGAGGAAAGACUGGGGAGUCUGGACCCAGAGGCCUGCCUGGUCCCUCAGGAACCUCUGAAGGAGCAAGUAUCAAGGGGGAGAAGGGUGAGUCUGGAGUCUCGCCAGACAAAGGGGAGAGAGGAGACCCUGGUCAUCCAGGUGCAGAGGGUGCCGGCGGAAUGAAAGGACAAAAAGGUGAUAUUGGCCCUCCUGGUCCUCCCGGUCCUGUGAUGACAGCUCAUGGAUUAAGACACCUCUCUGGAUCUGAUGAAAUGAAGGAGCGGAGCCACAAGGGAGAAAAGGGCGACCAGGGGGAGCGAGGAACACAAGGACUGCAAGGCUUCAAGGGAAACAUAGGGCCGCCAGGACUAAAAGGAGAUCAAGGACCAGAGGGGAAACAGGGCCUGCCUGGACCCACUGGACUCCCAGGACUCCCAGGCGAGCCAGGCUCGUCAGGGGAGCCGGGGGUGCCUGGGAGAGAUGGCCUGAAAGGAGAAAAGGGGGACUCUGGUGGAGUGAUGGUGCCACAGGGACCUCCAGGUCCCAAGGGUGAGCCUGGAGAACCCGGUGGCGGCUAUACGGGUGAUGGGUUGCCUCUAACCAGAGGGUCUCGCGGACCCAAGGUAGGAAUCACUGUGGUGGUGGAGCAUCACUAA